Molecule: messenger RNA, 789 nt
Organism: Candida tropicalis MYA-3404
Lineage: Eukaryota; Fungi; Ascomycota; Pichiomycetes; Serinales; Debaryomycetaceae
Product: mediator of RNA polymerase II transcription subunit 6
Exons: 1
Coding region: 1-789 (262 amino acids)
Biological process (GO): regulation of transcription by RNA polymerase II
Cellular component (GO): mediator complex; core mediator complex
Molecular function (GO): transcription coactivator activity
Source: RefSeq, a predicted model, not a curated record
AUGGAAGCACUAGAUGAAAUCCAAUGGAAAUCCCCUGAAUUUAUUCAAGAAAGAGGUCUAAAUACAAAUAAUGUUCUUGAAUAUUUUUCAUUAUCCCCAUUUUAUGAUCGUACUUCAAAUAAUCAAGUUCUUAUGAUGCAAUUUCAAUAUCAACAAAUUCAAAUCCCAAUGGGUAUGACAUUUCAUCAAUAUUUCCAAACUAGAUUAAGUGAAAUGACAGGAGUAGAAUUCAUUAUUGCAUAUACUAAAGAACCUGAUUUUUGGAUUGUUCGUAAACAAAAGAGACUCGAUCCAAAUAAUACCAUUACAUUACAAGAUUAUUAUAUAAUUGGAGCAAAUGUUUAUCAAGCUCCAAAAAUAUAUGAUGUUUUAUCAUCAAGAUUAUUAGCAAGUAUAUUAUCAUUAAAGAAUUCUACAGAUUUGUUGAAUGAAAUGACAAGUUAUCAUAUUUCAGAUGGUGGUCAUUCUUAUAAUAAUUCAAUUCAUGAUAAAAUGGCAUCUAAAUCACAACAAUCAUUUGCCGUGUCAAAAUCCGCUUCAAACAAUACAGGAAUUAAUACUAUGACUCCAAUUACAUUAACUACACCACUGGGUGCUACAGUUCCAAGUACUGUUUCUAAUAAUAAUAACGGUGUACUGAGUAAUAUUGAAAUAACUAGUGGAGCAUUUGACUCAUUGUUGAAUGAUGUGGUUAAUAAUGAUGAACAAGUAUAUAUAGAUGAAAUACCACUAUAUGGGAAAGGCAGUACAAUUGAAUCGUUAGGAUUAAAGGUAAAUACAGAAAACUAA